AUGGUUGAGCUUGACGUUGGAAGCCCUUCCGCCAUGCACGUAAGCAUUCGUCCCAACUCCAUGCACAAAGAAUAUCAUCAUCACGGAACAACUACUCAUCCUGACGUCCUAGAAGACCAAAUCGUCAACAUUCCAAUCAUCGGGCCGGCCAUGGAGUUAGAAUUGAGAAAGUUUGUUGACAGUGACUGCGAGAGUUUGUACGCUAGAGCCUUCGACGUCUUUGCUUCGUUGCAGCUGGAAUUUAUAGACAUGAUGAGGGUUUCUUUCAAGAUGUACAGUGGAAUAAUCAAAAGUAUUUUGGAUACUAAGUACGACGAUCGAAGGAAUAUCAAGUACGUAUUGAGCGUGGAGAUUACAGUUUGCAGUCGAAUAUUGUACUGUGAUGAGUACGCCACAUCUGGUAUGAUUCCCGCAACCGAGUCAUCCAUUGACAAUUUGGAGAUGGAAACCCUACUCGGUCAUCCUGAUCCUGAGGAGAUCAAUUUUCCUGAAUGUAGUAUUUGUUUGGAAAAUAUUGGCUAUGUCAUGGAUUGUAUGCCUUGCCAUCAUGUAUUUCAUCGUUUUUGCAUUCGGAAGUGGCUAAACACUAGCCAUUAUUGCCCGCUCUGCCGCUUUGAGAUGCCAAUUAGUUGCUGA
Molecule: messenger RNA, 636 nt
Organism: Morus notabilis
Lineage: Eukaryota; Viridiplantae; Streptophyta; Magnoliopsida; Rosales; Moraceae
Product: NEP1-interacting protein 2
Exons: 1
Coding region: 1-636 (211 amino acids)
Source: RefSeq, a predicted model, not a curated record